AUGGCGCAUCGAAAACUUGCAAAAUUUUUUUCUAAAGGAUCAAUACCUUCGAAUAAAAAAGAAGAACAUGUUAUACCACAAACUAUGGAUCAAACUGAAGCAUUAAUUGAUUUAUAUUCAACAUAUGUUCAUCCAAUAAAAUCUUCAUAUCAAACAAAUUCGAAAAAACUUCAUCAGAAAAAAAAUUCCAUAUCAGUUUUAAAACAGCGUGAAACUGGUCAAAUAAAUUUUCAUCGUUAUCCAAAUGCACGAUAUAAUUUGAUGGAUAGAUUAUUGCCAAAUGAAGGUGAAGUUAUUGCUUCAA
Rotaria sordida is the source of this 304-nucleotide messenger RNA. The record is from the annotation of a GenBank genome assembly. Lineage: Eukaryota; Metazoa; Rotifera; Eurotatoria; Philodinida; Philodinidae.